AAGUUUUAUAUGAAAACUUUAUAUAAUUCAUAUAAGAAUCAUGGAGACACCUAUAGUUAAGUUGUCAGACGAAGAGCUUAAAACGGUGUAUGAACCUUCUGAGGAUUCAUAUCUUUUGAUAGAUGCUUUAGAGGCAGAUCUAGAGGUUUUAGAGGCGAUAAAGCCUGUGAUCUGUUUAGAGAUAGGUAGUGGUUCUGGCGUAGUUAUCACAGCUCUAGCAAUGGCGUUAAAAAGGUAUCAUAGCUCUCACUUUAUCGCAGUUGAUAUAAAUCCUGAUGCAUGUAGGGCCACGAGGAGAACUAGUCUAGACAAUUCCGUCGUUGUAAAUGUCCUCCAGAUGAAUCUGUUGGAUUGUAUGCGGAUAAGAGGUCAGAUUGAUGUUAUUUUAUUCAAUCCGCCAUAUGUAGCUACAGAGUAUGAAGAAGUGUUGGAUGACAGACUCGUGUUUAAGACUUGGGCUGGUGGUAAACAUGGUAGACAAGUUAUGGAACAGGUAUUCAGCACUAUUCCUGAGAUCUUGUCAGAUAUUGGCUUGUUUUACUUAGUCGUGAUCAAAGAGAACGAUCCUGAAUAUAUUCUAAGUGCGUUUCAAAAAUUGAAUAUGUCUGGUAGUAUUAUUCGUGAGAGGAAAAUUAGGGGAGAGCAUUUGUACAUUUUACGUUUUCGUAAAGCCAAGUCGAGCGAGAUAAGCUAACGUUACAUUUUCGUUGUAUCAUCCAUUAGACAUCUUUUGCAUUUUUAACUCUUAAUUUUAAUGAUGAUAAAUUGUAGAUAGGAAGUAUCGCAUUUAUUCGAAUCGUAUUCUUGUAGAUAACUAUAAUGUCAGUUAGAUCGCGUCAUCGUCGUUUAUGAGCGAUUGUUAUGUACUAUAAUUAAUUACAGUUGAUACAAUAGUAAUUUAAUAUAGUUUCCUAUUCGUAUAUGUAUUUCCGUUUUUACUCUCAUAUCUUUAUAAGUUGCAACUUUAACAGGUAAGAAACAGCGAUUGUUUGUUCACGAAGGGGGACGAUUGAGAUGAGACAGCCUUUAGUUUCUUUUUUACAAAUAUCAUAAUUUAUUUUAACGUUCUUAAGAACUACAUUGCUGGUAUCGAAGUAUGUAAUAAAUACCAUAUCGUAUCACGGUAUUCAGUAUUACGCGGAAUGAGCACUAUCGUCGUCCGAGAGGACUGUACGAAUAGUUUGUUAGAUAUAUUCGCAUAUUGAUAUGUAAAAUAUGGCUGCACCCCUGUCCUGCUGACGAAGUAGAACGAAUUUACUAAGUUCGAACAACGUUAACGCGCUGUAUAAGACUUACUUAUAGAGAUAUGUAGAAGCAACGAGUUCAAUAAAAACAGUCGUCGCAGCACGCCAACUGUGGUUGCUCGAAA
Messenger RNA from Odontomachus brunneus, 1369 nucleotides. It is a transcript of the gene HemK2, whose product is annotated as methyltransferase N6AMT1. Gene Ontology annotation, cellular component: eRF1 methyltransferase complex. The record is from RefSeq and is a predicted model, not a curated record. Gene Ontology annotation, molecular function: protein methyltransferase activity; nucleic acid binding; S-adenosylmethionine-dependent methyltransferase activity. Gene Ontology annotation, biological process: methylation. Lineage: Eukaryota; Metazoa; Arthropoda; Insecta; Hymenoptera; Formicidae. The transcript has a single exon. The coding region runs from base 41 to 694 and encodes 217 amino acids.